AUGAGGAAGGGAAUGUCAUCGUUUGGGAAGUGUUGUAAUAAGAUGCACACAUUGUGCCGACGCUGUGGCUCUAAGACCUACCACCUUCAGAAGUUGACCUUCGGGCCAGGCGCGUUGACCUUCGGCAAAUGUGGCUACCCCGCCAAGAGCAAGAGAAAGUAUAACCGGAGUGCCAAGGCUAAACGACGAGAUACCACCGGGACUGGUCGAAUGAGGCACCUAAAAAUUGUGUACCGCAUAUUCAGGCAUGGAUUCCGCGAAGGAACACCACCUAAACCCAAGAGGGCAGCUGUUGCAGCAUCCAGCUCAUCUUAAGAAUUUCACCGAUUAGUCACGCAAUAAAUGUUCUGGUUUUAAAAAUA
Messenger RNA from Cebus imitator (Panamanian white-faced capuchin), 362 nucleotides. Its product is annotated as 60S ribosomal protein L37-like. Gene Ontology annotation, biological process: translation. Gene Ontology annotation, cellular component: ribosome; cytosolic large ribosomal subunit. The transcript is spliced from 2 exons. Gene Ontology annotation, molecular function: structural constituent of ribosome; RNA binding. NCBI's taxonomy places the organism in Eukaryota, Metazoa, Chordata, Mammalia, Primates, Cebidae. The record is from RefSeq and is a predicted model, not a curated record. The coding region runs from base 1 to 315 and encodes 104 amino acids.